Molecule: messenger RNA, 2365 nt
Organism: Andrographis paniculata
Lineage: Eukaryota; Viridiplantae; Streptophyta; Magnoliopsida; Lamiales; Acanthaceae
Product: ATP-dependent DNA helicase Q-like 2
Exons: 20
Coding region: 78-2219 (713 amino acids)
Biological process (GO): double-strand break repair via homologous recombination
Cellular component (GO): mediator complex; cytoplasm; chromosome
Molecular function (GO): nucleic acid binding; ATP binding; four-way junction helicase activity
Source: RefSeq, a predicted model, not a curated record
GAGGUAUAGGUACGAGUGCGUGAUUCCCCUUCUCCCGUUCUCCGCUGGUUUUGCCAUUCUCGACAUCGGAAGGAAGCAUGGGGAGAACGGAAGAAAUUUUGACGCAGCUUCUCGGCGUUGAAAUGGAGCUUCAGGAUGUUCAAGAGCAAAUAAAGACGCUGCUUGAUCAGCAAGAGAAGCUAUACGCGAGGCAGUCGGAGCUCAAGGCACUCCUCGAACAUGAUGAAUCUUCUAGAAGCCAAGAAGAAGGGGAAGCUUCUGUUUCCAUGGAGGAUUGGACAGGAUCCUUUGAAUGGGACUCAGAAGCAGAUGAUGUUAGGUUUAAUGUUUUCGGCAUAUCUUCAUAUCGUGCAAAUCAGAGAGAGAUCAUAAAUGCAAUCUUGGCAGGGAGGGAUGUUUUAGUAAUUAUGGCUGCCGGAGGAGGCAAGAGCCUGUGUUAUCAACUUCCUGCCCUCCUUAAAAACGGCGUAGCUCUAGUUAUUAGUCCUUUGCUAUCCCUUAUUCAGGAUCAGGUUAUGGGUUUGGCUGCUUUAGGUAUCAGAGCAUUCAUGUUGACAUCAACAACAAACAAGGACGAUGAGAAGUUCAUAUACAAAGGUUUGGAAAAGGGGGAAGGAGAUUUAAAAAUAUUAUACGUCACACCAGAAAAGAUAUCAAAGAGCAAGAGAUUUAUGUCAAAAUUGGAAAAAUGCCAUCACGCUGGCCGUCUCUCUUUGAUUUCUAUUGAUGAGGCACAUUGUUGCAGUCAGUGGGGCCAUGAUUUUCGUCCAGACUACCGAAACCUUGGUAUCUUAAAAACACAGUUUCCUGGUGUGCCAGUGGUUGCAUUAACUGCCACUGCUACAAAGAAAGUGCAGGAUGAUCUGAUGGAUAUGCUUCGCAUUCCAAGAUGUGUGAAAUUUGUCACCUCUGUAAACAGACCCAAUCUCUUUUACAUGGUACGUGAAAAAUCUUCCGUUGGAAAGACAGUAAUUGAUGGAAUAGCUGAAUACAUACAAACAUCAUAUCCAAACAAUGAAUCUGGGAUACUAUAUUGCUUUUCUAGAAAAGAAUGUGAACAGGUUGCAAAAGAAUUGCGAGACAGAGGAAUUUCAGCUGAUUUUUAUCAUGCAGAUAUGCACACCCAUGCACGCGAGAAAGUUCAUACGAGGUGGAGUAAUGGCCAAUUGCAAGUCAUUGUUGGCACGGUGGCAUUUGGAAUGGGGAUCAACAAGCCAGAUGUCAGGUUUGUUGUUCACCACAGUCUAAGCAAAUCAAUGGAAACAUAUUACCAGGAGAGUGGACGAGCUGGAAGAGAUGGGCUUCCUUCUGAAUGCUUGCUAUUCUUUAGACCAGCUGAUGUUACUAGACAGAGCUCAAUGGUCUUCUAUGAAAAUUCAGGGUUGCAAAAUCUUUAUGACAUUGUGCAGUAUUGCCUGUCUAAAAAGAAAUGCCGGAGAGCAGCUUUCUUUAGGCAUUUUGCUGAACCUCUACAAGAUUGCAAUGGGAUGUGUGAUAACUGUGCCUCCUACAAUGAGAUCAAGGAAUUGGAUGUAUCUGCUCAUGCGAAAUCCAUUGUAUCGUUGCUGCUAGAAAUUCAAGAAAAUGACCAAAGAGUAACGAUGUUGCAGUUAGUUGACAAGUUAAAGGUCAGGAACAAGGGUGUGGACCCUGAGCUUAAAAAGGAGGAUUUGGAACUUAUUGUUGUACAGCUUGUGGUGGAUCGCAUUCUGAAAGAAGAAUUCCAGCAUACUGCUUAUGCUACAAAUGCUUAUGUGACAACAGGUCCUCUCGCAAAGCAAGUAUUGUACGGGAAGAAGGCGGUUAAACUUGAAGUUCUUUGUGGCCAGAAAAAUAAUACAACUAAUUCAAAGACUCGAAAGCGCCUCAGAUCUAGCGGUUUGGAAUUCAUGCUUGACAAACUGCGGAAGGAACUUGCAUCCCGCGAUGGGGGGAUUUUUCCUCACUCAAUAUUAUCCACCCAGCAAAUUAGUGCACUGAGUGCAGAAAAGCCAAAAUCCAUGGAAGAGUUGGAGAGAAUCAUCGGGAAGUUGAAAGCUGAGAAAUAUGGGGAGGAAAUUCUUAAGGAAAUGAAUGAUUAUGAGGCCAACAACAAUCAGGUUGAAGAAGGCUUUUCAGGUGAGGAGCAGGACAGUAGUUCUGUUGCAAACAGGCCUGUUAGGAAGUUGAAAUGCAAGAACCCUCUUGUUGUUAUUGAAAGCAGUGGUGAUGAGACAUGAAAACAAAAAUUCAAAUUUUCUGUAUGUUCAAUAUUUUUAUGAUUAUUUAUUAGGUGACUCUGGAGAUGAGACACCUUGGGGAUGCUGUUAUAUAUCCAUCCAGGAUUUAAAAUGCAGUAACAUUUCAAUAUAGUAUGAUUAUGGGG